ACCCUAGUUGACUGUCAACUCCUGUCCGGAUUCUAUAAGUCCUUCGAUCGAGUCAGUAGGUUUGUCAGUCAGGGGGUAGAGUCUAAAUGGUGAGGAGUGAAACCGUUGUUUGGUUGUGCACCAGACACCAUGGUUGAUACCCGUAGUGGAAAGAGUACCACCCCCUACACGCAGGGUCAAGAGGAGCGUGCCGCCGCCAUUUUAGAAGAAAGAAAGGAGAUGAAGGAGAAGAAAGAGCUCCUUAAGCAGGCGAAGUUAAAAGCAAUCGUAGAGGAGCAGGCGGCGAAGAAGAAGAAGUUGGAGGAAGAGAUGAGGAGAUUAGAACAGGAAGAGGAAGAGAAGAGGAAGGCUGCCGAAGAAGAAGCAGCAGCAGAGGAGGACGUAGAAGAAGAACCCCUUGAAAGGAGGCGUGGGGGAGAUAAAGGAGAGACAAGUGGCACGAAGGGAGAGGACGCAUGGAUGGAGAAAAAGAUUAGCGAGUGGGUGGCUAACUUAUCGUUGGCAGAAGACGAAGAGGCACUGCUGUAUGUGCCCCAGGAGGAGAGAGAAGCAUUCGCCAGGGAAUUGGAAGCGAUGGAGGACCCCCUGGAACGUCAGACAGCAGAAGAUGAAAAGUUGGAGUGGAAGUUGCGUAUGAUGAGGGAGAAGAAGAGGAGGAGGGAGAAAGCCAACCGGAUGGCUAGAGAGGUGGAGAAAGUCCGGGCAUGUAGACAGGAGGUGCAGGCACAGGUAGAAAACCCUGCAAAGUUAGAUAAGAUUUUGGGGUACCUGGAGGUUCUGAGUGAGGCCUAGCUUGAGGAGCAUCAGGCCAACAAGGGUCAAGAUGUGACCUUUCAUGCCAUCCGGUCCAGUUUCAGAGAGUUUGCGCGCGACGUGGUAACCCACAUCC
This is a messenger RNA of Chara braunii, 889 nucleotides long. The record is from the annotation of a GenBank genome assembly. Lineage: Eukaryota; Viridiplantae; Streptophyta; Charophyceae; Charales; Characeae.